AUCUUCCACCGAUUCGACCCCCUGGUCCCGCAGGUUGCCCUUUAGCAUUCCGUCGAAUCACGGCGGUUUCCCCCCGGUGAUGCGAUCGAAGUUCUUGUGAUGAAGGAUGGACCCUGGAGGAAGAAGAGCUAGUGGUGGAGGAGAAACGAGCGCGCCAUUGUUCGGACAGAACUCUUCUCUGGGAUAUGAUGGGCUCUUCCCUCAGCUUUUUACCUCCAUGCCUUCAUUAAAUGAGGCUGCUUCUUAUCUUUCACAGACAACUUCAUACAUAACUGGCUGCUUUUCGGAUUAUUCUGUGGAAUCUACUUCUGGGGAAUCUGAGCAUUCUUUGCUACAUGAGCAGGAGUUAGUGACUUUUGCUUCUGGACGAAAUGGAAGACAACUUGCAAGCAAUCAACUUUCUUUUAAUGAAAGUUCAGCGUCACAUGGAUCAUCUUCUAAUGAAAUUGAUGCCCCUCCUGCAGUUGAUGAAAUAACAGGGGAUUCUGCUGGGAGUUCAUCUGUAAAUACGAAUGCACUUGUUGUUUCAAAUUAUACGGGGUCCAACGGAAUUUCCAUGUUUCAAAGUCUUAUCGAACGAGCACGGAGGACUGUUCGUGGGUCUGCAGAUGAUAUAGGAUGGCUUGAACGAUAUCCAGGAUUGCCUCCUGUUGAAGAUGGAACUGAAAAGUUCAUGAAAAUAUUAGAUGACAUCAGACAUGGCAUACACAAGUUGCCUAAAUCGGUUGUGUACUUGUUGGUUCCAGGUCUUUUUAGUAACCACGGACCAAUGUAUUUUGUCAAUGCAAAGAUGAGUUUCUCAAAGAUGGGCCUUGCUUGUCAUAUUGCGAAGAUUCAUAGCGAGGCUUCAGUUGAGAAAAAUGCUAGAGAGAUAAAGGAGUAUAUCGAGGAAAUAUAUUGGGGUGCCAAGAAACGUGUCUUGAUUCUUGGACACAGCAAAGGGGGAAUAGAUUCAGCAGCUGCUUUGUCAUUGUACUGGCCAGAGUUGAAGGAUAAAGUAGCUGGCUUGGCCAUUGCACAGAGCCCAUAUGGUGGUACUCCAGUAGCUUCAGACAUUUUGCGGGAAGGACAACUUGGCGAUUAUGUUAGUUUACGGAAACUCAUGGAAAUUCUGAUCUGUAAAGUGAUCAAGGGUGACAUGCAAGCUCUGGAAGACUUGACAUACGAGAAGAGGAAAGAAUUCUUGACUAAGCACCAAUUGCCAAGAGAACUUCCGGUUGUUUCAUUCCACACGGAGGCAGGCAUCACGCCUGCAGUUAUAGCAUCUCUGUCUCAUGUUGCCCAUGCAGAACUUCCUUCCUUCUCGGCUGGUCAGCCUGCGAAGCUUCCUGUGGUAAUGCCCCUUGGAGCUGCGAUGGCUGCAUGUGCACGGCUUCUCCAAGUCAGGUAUGGGGAGAAGAGCGACGGGCUCGUUACACGGCGGGAUGCAGAGGUUCCAGGAUCUGUGGUUGUGCGGCCCACACGCAAGCUGGAUCAUGCCUGGAUGGUUUACUCGACAUUGAGUGACAACCCAUCUGAGGCCGACGCAUCUAAAGUGUGCGAGGCUCUUCUAACAUUGCUUGUGGAAGUCGGGGAGAACAAGAGGCAGGAGCUUGAAGCCAAAGAUGAAUAAAGCUAUAGGGUAUCCUUUCCCAUCUCUAUACCAUAAGUUGUAAUACUUGGAUUAUUAUUUCUAAGUUCUUAGAUUGAUGUCGUCAAGAGACUUAAACUAGGUCAGAGCCUUACAUCAAUUGAUGUACAUAGCUUUUGAGAAGAUGUAUCACUAUUUGUACCACGGCUGAUCUCGCGUAAAGCAUAACUUUUCUGAAAUUAAUCAGAGUUACCUGAAAUUACUAGUAA
Messenger RNA from Syzygium oleosum, 1839 nucleotides. RefSeq lists its product as uncharacterized. The transcript is spliced from 8 exons. The record is from RefSeq and is a predicted model, not a curated record. The coding region runs from base 107 to 1612 and encodes 501 amino acids. NCBI's taxonomy places the organism in Eukaryota, Viridiplantae, Streptophyta, Magnoliopsida, Myrtales, Myrtaceae.